Psylliodes chrysocephalus is the source of this 3205-nucleotide messenger RNA. Lineage: Eukaryota; Metazoa; Arthropoda; Insecta; Coleoptera; Chrysomelidae. The record is from the annotation of a GenBank genome assembly.
CAAAUGUCCAAAUAAAUGAGUCAUAAAGCAUAAGCACGUUCAAGUUCAUCGUUUUGUUAGGAAAAAUAAAUUAAAAAAAGCCUAAUUACAAGCAUUCUGUAUGUGUUUAUUUGUGAUUUAGACAAUUUAAAUAUUAGCGAUAACAGAGUUUUUAGUGCGAUAAAGGCACGAUGCCUAAACACUUCAAUAGGAACAAACAGCAAUCAUGGUCUAAUGAUCGAUCAAACGAUAGGGACAGAAGGGUAUCUCUUAAAACCCAUAAUAAUAAAUAUGAUAGAAAACCUCAAGGUCAAAAUAGGGAUUGGAGCAACGCCAUCAGAUCCCAUUUAGAAGAGGAGGAUGUCGACAUGGGGUUUUCCGCUGGUUCUAGUCGAAAUUUGAAAUUCAAUAGAAAAGGAAAAGGUCCAGUUAGAGGUAGACAAGGAUCACCACCACCACAAAAUGGUCGAAGGAAGCUGCUAGAAGGUCCCUCAAAUUGGUACAAAAUUUCGCUACCCCAUGGUGACAAAUUUGACAAAACCUUUAUCAUAAAAACUCUACUGGAUAAAAUGGCGCCGUUACCGUUUUGGCCCAUAGCGUGGCAAGUAUUCGGAACGACUAUAACUUUCUACGUUGACGAUUUUAAGGUGGCCCAAAAACUGAACAAUCUCGACAGGCAAAUUCAGUUACCAAACGGAUUUAAAUUGUUCAUCAGAGUCUAUUCGGGUACUCCGAAUGUAGAUAUGACGCCGGCGCUUAAAGAAAAAAUGAAGGUGGUCAUGGCGAAACGUUAUAACAGCAUGACAAAGGCUUUGGAUUUGACAAAGUUCCACGCCGAUCCCGAUUUGCAGGACUCUUUUUGCGCCCUGUUUAAACCCGUAGUGUUUUUGGCCGUCAUCGAUAUCAUCUCCGAAAACAUUCCCGAUUUGGAGGCGCUGAAUUUGCACGAUAAUAAAAUACAGAUACUUAAUUUUUUGAAGAAUAUCCCCAAAAAGGUGCCGAAUCUCAAAAUAUUGCAUGUAGGUCAUAAUAAGAUCAGGGAUAUAGCGCAGUUGGACUGCUUACAAGGUUUGCCGAUAAUUGAUCUGAAGCUCGACGGGAAUCCGAUGUGUGAUAAAUAUAAGGACAAACCGACUUAUAUAAGUGAAGUUAGGAAGAGGUUCCCCAAGUGUAUGAAAUUGGAUGGCAUAGAUCUCCCCCCGCCGAUAAGUUUCGACAUCCAAGAAGAGCACCACUUGCCGCCCCCGCAACAGACGUUCCUGUGCAACGCGGACGGCGGCUCCAUCGUGCGGCUAUUCCUCGAACAAUACUUUCAAAUUUACGAUACGGAAAAUAGACAACCCUUGUUACAAGCCUAUCACGAACAAGCCCUAUUCUCGCUAACCAUGCAAUACCCCUACGGGUACUCAAAGGAAACCAAAGGGGUGCCUUGGUUGAAUUGGUACGCCACCGAUAACAGGAAUCUGUUGAGGGUCAGCGAUCCGGAUAGACGAUCGAAGUUGUUGAAGCAGGGACAUCUGUCGGUAGUGUCGUUUUUGCAGGAGAUGCCGCAGACCAAGCAUGACAUACACAGUUUCGCUGUCGAUUUGAACGUUUUUACGCCUCAAAUGUUAUGCCUAACCGUAGCGGGUAUGUUCAAAGAGUUGAAAAGCGGUCACAAAACACCGCCGCUACGUUACUUUUUCCGGACGCUCGUCAUAGUGCCGGCCGGUUCGGGUUUCUGCAUUUCCAACGAAGUACUGCACAUAUCAAACGCCACUCCGGACCAAGCGAAGGAAGCUUUUAAAACCACAGUUAACGUCGUCGGUUCGCCCGCACCGCCUCAAGCUGUGGCGACUUCGCCCGGACCAGGCGUACCGAUUCCUGCAGCUGUUGCCGUUUUUGACGAUGCUACCAAACAAGAAAUGGUCAAACUAAUGUCGGCACAAUCCGGUAUGAAUUUGGAAUGGUCUCUAAAAUGCCUGGAAGAGACGCAAUGGGAUUUCCAGAGGGCGUUGUUGACGUUUCAAAGUUUGAACGCGCAGGGCGUCGUACCGGCAGAAGCUUUCAUAAAAUGAUACUUUGAUUACGUGUACACUUAAGUACAUAGGAUUGUAAACAAUGUUUUGUAGAAAAAAAUCGGGUAUUUUUUUAAGAAUAAUCGGCGAGGACGAUUUUUUUUGUAUAAUUUGUUUUUGUGAUACUGGUGUAGACACGGUUGAAAAAAAUGUGGCAAAUGUGAUAUUGGUUUGGUUUAUUUUUCGAAUUUUUUUAAUUUGAAAAAUAAACGUAAUGAGAUAAUAUCGUUAGUUUGAGUAUGUGGUUAUAAUUUUUAAUGAGACUGGUUUAUUUUGUUUUAAAAAUGGCUUGUAAUACAUUUUAUUAAUGAUUAGUUAUAAUACCUGCAUUUUCUGUUUGUAGUUGUAUAUAUAUUUUUAAAGAUAUGUCUACACUGGUAAAAAGAAAAACUUGUAAGAAUAAUGUAGUUUGAUUAAGAGAAAUAUGCAUUUUGGUAAUUGUUUCUUUCUAACCAAUACGAAAUAUAGUUCAAAGAUUUAUUAAAAUCCGACUUUUAAAUAUGUACUCGUGUAGGUAAAGGGCAAAUUUGUGUUCUUUUAAAAAUUUGUUUUACUUAAUUUGUUAAAAAACAGAAAUAUUGAUAUUUCGCGAUUUUUUUUUUUUUUUUAUAAAAUUUAAAUAAAAUUUUGGGAAAUUGGUUUCAAAAGAAUACAGAUCUCUACACGAACAUAUUUUUUUCAAAAAAUAAAAAUCGACUUUAAAAAUGGGGUGAGUACUACCAAAUUUGACAUAAUUAUAUUUCGUAUUAAAAUAAGACAAUUAUCAAAGUACCACUCUUAAUUAAAAAAAAAUAUAUAUAAUAAAAAAAACUGUUAAAAAUAAAUAAAUAAUUUAGUAAAUUCUGUGUACAUAUUAUAUUUUUUAUUAUACUUUUUUAUUUAUAUAUUGUGUAUUUUUUAGUAAUCAAUAAUUAUUGAUCAUACUAUUUAUAAAAAUUAUUGUUGGUAUACGGGGGAGGGUAAAAACAUUCGUAGUCGGAAAUAUGGACACAUUUUAAAACUAAACAAGGCCUAUACAAUCAUGUUCUGUCAGUAUUCAUGCACAAAAUUUAAUAUCUGAUAUGCGAAAAUGUAGAUUCAAAUUCGUAUACGAGGGAGUUACCAGAAAUAUUUGUGAUUAAGAAUAAAAUAUCAAUUAAUUUUCGUUAAAUUGCCACGCUGUACAUUAU